CGUCAAUGACGACAGCGGCGCCCCAUUCGCUAGAUUACCAGGCAUCACGUUGAGUAGGACGACGGACAAGUGUCACUUGACCACAGUGCCACACUUUCAAACACGUUAGUGGUUAUAUGUGGCCGUAGAGAACGCUGUCAUGGAGCACAUAAAGGAUGGAUGGUUCACGGAGUCGUGCGCGCUAUGGCCGGGCCAAGCCAUGAGCCUCCAGGUGGAAGAGGUCCUCCACCAGAAGAAAUCCGAUUUCCAAGACAUUAUGGUGUUCAAGAGUAAAACCUAUGGGAAUGUCCUGGUUCUGGAUGGAGUGAUCCAGUGCACAGAGAGAGAUGAGUUUGCCUAUCAAGAGAUGAUUGCAAACCUGCCACUGUGCAGUCACCCUUGCCCCAAGAAGGUCUUGAUUAUUGGCGGUGGAGAUGGCGGAGUGCUACGGGAAGUGGUGAAGAGUCCCCUGGUGGAAUCGGUGGUUCUGUGUGAGAUAGAUGAGGAAGUCAUUAAUGCAUCAAAGAAGUUCCUCCCGGGAAUGGCCAAAGGGUUUUACAGUCCAAAGCUCAUCCUCCAUAUUGGAGACGGCUUUGAGUUCAUGAAGAAGAACCAGGAUGCCUUUGACAUCAUUAUAACCGAUUCCUCAGACCCUGUUGGACCUGCUGAGAGUUUGUUCAAGGAGUCUUACUAUCAACUGAUGAAGACAGCGUUGAGAAACGGUGGAAUUCUAUGCUCCCAGGGAGAGUGUCAAUGGCUCCAUUUGGAGCUGAUAAAGGAGAUGCGAACCUUCUGCAAGACCCUAUUCCCUGUGGUGGACUAUGCCUACAGCACCAUCCCAACUUAUCCCAGUGGCCAAAUUGGAUUCAUGCUCUGUAGUAAAAAUCCUGAAACAAAUUUCCUGGAACCAAUGAGAGCACUGUCAAAAGAAGAAAUGGAAAAUAUGAACCUUAAAUAUUACAACCCUGAAAUUCACAAAGCAUCAUUCGUCCUGCCUGAGUUUGCGAAGAAGGUACUCAAUGAAGCAUGACCAGCAACAACAGACCAUGUUCAUCCUCUACCUGGCCCUCUGACCACAAAUAUACAACCUGGUUCUAAGGCUUCUUCACCUCCUCAACACAGUUCAGCACCACUGAAAAGAGAUGCCUCCUAAAGAUUUUAUGGGUGGGGGCACCUUUAUUAUGAUUAGUGGGUGGGAACUGUCUGAGUUAUACAGUGAGAAGUGUUAGUUCACUCCAAUGUUUCCUUCCUUCCAGUCUUUCACGCUCUUGGCGUUUUUAUUUAUUUUACUGGUGUAUUUGGUUUUUCAUCUUUACUCUGUAAUCGUCUUAUCCACAUUUUGUGAAGAGCAAUUUAAUGGACUUGGGCUGAGUGGGAAGAGCAUUGCCGUCAAAUCUGACCUCAAUCUGAAACUGUACUGUCUAUCUGAUUCACCUCAUCUACACCUUAUGUAAUGCAUUACCUUUAUCACGUAGUACAUUGCUAUACUUUUAUUUGUAAUGUUUAAUAUCAGUUUGUGCUCAUAGGAAAAUACACAGUCGCCAUCUGUCAUGACUGCUUAUUCACAAUUCUAAUGUGUCCUCUACACAAAAACCCUAUAGUGCCUGAAAUAGGUUGUUUGUGGUUGGUCGGAGAAAAAAGACUUGCUCUGUAUCUAAGUGUACCAGGCACAUAGAGGCCUAGAAGAAAGCUCAUAUGUCAAUAGUUGAGAAAAGUGUCCCUUUAAAUUUGCUCAGCUUUAACCAUCAAUUACAACGGUGUGUAAAAAAAUAACUAAUGCAAAUUGUGAAAAAAUUAAAUAUGACAUUUGAGUUUUGCAAUGCGAAAAAUGUCAUUGAGAUGUGAAUUCAUUAUGCAAUUACAAACUUGCAGUAUUAUAGAAGGCUUGUAUUGUAGUAAGCCUGUAUUACAUGGUCAAUGUCAUAUGUAUUAUUGCAAGUCAACAUGGAAUCUGUUGAGAAAUAUCUGAGCAAUCAAUUUGUGAUUUUCUUUUUUAAGUACUGUAAUAAAUUGGUAACAUAA
This is a messenger RNA of Anoplopoma fimbria (sablefish), 2001 nucleotides long. RefSeq names its product spermidine synthase (gene srm). Gene Ontology annotation, biological process: spermidine biosynthetic process. The coding region runs from base 140 to 1009 and encodes 289 amino acids. The transcript is spliced from 8 exons. Gene Ontology annotation, molecular function: spermidine synthase activity. The record is from RefSeq and is a predicted model, not a curated record. Lineage: Eukaryota; Metazoa; Chordata; Actinopteri; Perciformes; Anoplopomatidae. Gene Ontology annotation, cellular component: cytosol.